Dipodomys ordii (Ord's kangaroo rat) is the source of this 4013-nucleotide messenger RNA. It is a transcript of the gene Ghr, whose product is annotated as growth hormone receptor. Gene Ontology annotation, cellular component: cytosol; growth hormone receptor complex; external side of plasma membrane. Gene Ontology annotation, biological process: positive regulation of peptidyl-tyrosine phosphorylation; cytokine-mediated signaling pathway; growth hormone receptor signaling pathway. The record is from RefSeq and is a predicted model, not a curated record. Bases 8 to 1975 code for a protein of 655 amino acids. Gene Ontology annotation, molecular function: growth hormone receptor activity; growth factor binding; peptide hormone binding. The transcript is spliced from 10 exons. NCBI's taxonomy places the organism in Eukaryota, Metazoa, Chordata, Mammalia, Rodentia, Heteromyidae.
CACAGGUAUGGAUCUUUGGCAGCUGCUGUUGACCUUGGCACUGGCAGGCUCCAGCGAUGCUUUUUCUGGGAGUGAGGCCAUAUCACCUACCCUUGACAGCGCAUCCCAGAGUCUGCAAAGUCUUAAUGCAAGCUUGGGGACUAAUUCUUCUGGGAAGCCAGAGUUCACCAAGUGCCGUUCACCUGAACUAGAGACUUUUUCAUGCCACUGGACGGACAAGAUUCAGCAUGGUUUAGAGAGCCCAGGAUCCAUACAGCUGUUCUAUAUUAGAAGUCUGGGCGCAAACCUAAAGCAGUUGACUUCAGAGAUUCAGACUGCGAGGAAAAACACUCAAGACUGGACCGAAGAAUGGAAAGAAUGCCCUGAUUAUGUCUCUGCUGGAGAAAACAGCUGUUACUUUAACUCAUCCUAUACCUCCAUCUGGGUCCCCUACUGCAUCAAGCUAACUAACAAUGGUGGUACAGUGGAGCAAAAGUGUUUCUCUGUUGAGGAAAUAGUGCAACCUGACCCACCCAUCAGCCUCAACUGGACUUUACUAAACAUCAGUUUAACUGGGAUUCAUGCUGAUAUCCAAGUCAGAUGGGAGCCUCCAUCCAGUGCAGAUGUUCAGAAAGGAUGGAUAGUUCUGGAGUAUGAACUUCAAUACAAACAAGUGAAUGAAACGCAAUGGAAGAUGAUGGACCCUGUAAUGUCAACCUCAGUUCCCGUGUACUCAUUGAGACUGGAUAAAGAGUAUGAAGUGCGUGUGAGAUCCAGACAGCGAAACUCUGAAAAGUAUGGUGUGUUCAGCGAGGUGCUCUACGUAACACUUCCUCAAAUGAGCUCAUUUGUGUGUGAAGAAGACUUAGAGUUUCCAUGGUUCCUCACUACAAUUUUUGGAAUAUUUGGGCUAACAGCAAUUCUAUUUGUAGUCAUAUUUUCUAAACAACAAAGGAUUAAGAUGCUGAUUUUGCCUCCAGUUCCAGUUCCAAAGAUUAAAGGAAUUGAUCCAGAUCUCCUCAAGGAAGGAAAAUUGGAGGAGGUGAACACUAUCUUAGCCAUUCAUGAUCAUUAUAAACCUGAAUUCUACAAUGAUGACUCAUGGGUUGAAUUUAUUGAACUAGAUAUUGAUGAUCUGGAUGAAAAAACGGAAGGGUCAGAUACAGACAGACUUCUAAACAGUGACCGUCAGAAAUCACUGAAUCUCCUUGGGGCAAAGGAUGAUGACUCUGGGCGUACCAGCUGUUAUGAGCCUGAUCUUCUAGAGACUGAUUUCAAUACCAGUGACAUAGAUGAUGGUACCUCAGAGGUGGCUCAGCCACAGAGGUUAAAAGGGGAAGCUGAUCUCUUGUGCCUUGACCAGAAGAAUCAAAAUAAACCAUCUUAUCCUCAUGCCUCCUCUGUCACUCACCGGCCUAGUGUAAUCCGAGUAGAGGAAGACAAACCACAACCACUUCUGACUGGGGAAACUGAGUCAGCUCCCCAAGUUGUCCCUACCCAGAUAAACAAUCCAAGUUCACUGGCAAACAUUGACUUUUAUGCCCAGGUAAGCGACAUUACACCAGCAGGGAGUGUGGUCCUUUCUCCAGGCCAAAGGAAUAAGGCAGGGACAGCCCAGAGCAGUGUGCAUGCAGAAGAAGUGUCACUCUGCCAAGCAAACUUCAUCGCGGACAACGCCUACUUCUGUGAGUCAGAUGCCAAGAAGUGCAUUCCCUCCGCCCCUCACACAGAGGUGAAGUCACUCACAGAACCUCGCUUUAACCAGGAGGACAUUUACAUCACCACAGAAAGCCUUACCACUACUGCCGGGAGGUCUGGGACGGUGAAACACACCCCGAGUUCUGAGUUGCCUGUCCCAGAUUAUACCUCCAUUCACAUAGUUCAGUCUCCACAAGGCCUCCUGCUCAAUGCCACUGCCUUGCCCUUGUCUGACAAAGAGUUCCUCUCCUCGUGUGGCUAUGUGAGCACAGACCAAUUGAAUAAAAUCAUGCCAUAGCCUUUAUCUGAUUCUCAAGAGCGAUAUACCUAAUCGCAAACAAUUGUCUAGAUUUUAAGUGCUUAAACCAAAAACAUGUGUAAAAUGAUUUGUGGGGCUGAGGGAAGUGUGAGGGUGGGGGUGGAGUCUGAAUGCCUUUUCCUGAAACGUUGGAUACUAAAUGAGAUACUAAACAUUGAUAACAAAAUGAGAAGAAGAAAAAGAACGCGUAAAUCAGAUAUAUACUACCAUCGUGAACUGUAAAUAUUUUAAAGCGUUGUCUCAAAGACUAUAGGUAGCAGUAAUUGUCUUAUUAUUGUGGGUGUUAAUUUUGUGACACUAAGCAUUGAAUGGCUGUGAUUUUAAUGUAUGGCAAAUUGUGCUUUUUGGAAAAGCAAACAAAUCAGGUGGCUUUUGCAAUUCAAGAAAUUGAAUGCAAAUCACAGCACAGACUAUUUUAUUUUCCUUUUUCAGAUAAUUAGAAACCAGAACUCUAGAUGAGCGUCUCAAAAGCUUCUAGCAAAAUAGUUUGGAUAUGUAAAACAGUUAUUUUGACAUAAAAUCGAGAAAGAUAUUUUUAAUAAUUUAAACUCCAAGCAUGGCUAUUUUGUAAUACACUACACACUGUGCUUUGUAGUUCAUCAUGACUUGUCUAAGGAAUGAAGAAACUACAGUCUAAAGCUGGUUUCAUGCUUUGGUCAAAUGCAUCUAAAGAAAAACAAAUAAGUUAGUUUUUUACAAAGGCCCUUUUUUAUAUCUCCCCCAACUUCUGAAGCAAUUCUAAAAUGUCUAAUAGCCUGUAUUAUUGAGACAUAUUCUUUUUACUCUGAAUUUUUAAACAAAUACUGUUUUGAUUUAGAGAACUUUAAAAUGUUUACACAGAUAUCAGUAACCAAAAGUUCAAACUAUCUUCACCAAAUUUCAGUUGAAACCAGAGGCUUCGUGCUAAGAACAGUAGAAUUAAUAGGUGGUUCUUGCUAGCCAAGCAUGUGGAGUGAGAUGGUUAGAGUGUGCAGAUCAUGAGAAAGAAACUCUUAACACCUCCAUAAUGGUAUCUCCUCUAACAGAUCCUGGUUUUAUUUCACACUCAUCUAAGAAGGAAUAAGGCACAAGCAGCACUUGUGAGUUGAAGCAAAUCCAAUAAAGUUAACUGGGUAAAAGGACAGAAAGCUCAAGAGUAGGUAUUUAUUUCACAACCUCUAGCCAGAUACACGUUCAUUAUUCACCAUAAGGAGCAGAAGUAAUGAGGUUCUCCAUCCCAAAGAAUAAUUCAGAACUAAUUAAACAAGUAGCAGAAACUUUGUCUCUUGCCAAACUUUUUAUAGGAUUUAAGUUGUAAAAGAAAUUUCAUGAUUUUCUUUUUUUCUCUCUGAGAAGAUUGGCCUCGAACCAGGUAAUCAGAAGAAUAAGGCCUAAUUGACUUACAGAUUAUUUUUCUAUUCCUUAAUGGCCUCAACAUCAUUUUUGGGGAUACCCCCAAAAUGGGGGAAAAAAGAGAGGGUUCAUCUCACCGAAGAAUAUUGCCCAUUUUAAGUACUUUUUAAAGGUUAAGCCUUUAAAGUUAGCUUGAAGUUCUGUAGUACUUGCCAUUUAGCUCAGACAUUUUGGGAAAGGAAGCUUAAUGGUUAGUAAUUUUAAAUUCUCUCAUGCAAGAAAGACGGUGAAAAAUCUAUAAUUGAGUGUUUUUAAAGUUCGACACAUUAGUUUGUAAUAGAUGUUUAAUAGAUUUUUCUGCUACAUUGCUGCUAUGGUUUUCUCCAAGAGCUCCAUAAUAAUUCAGUUUCACAUAAAAUGUCAUCAACAUAGAACCUAAUUCAACUUAAAGCUAUGUGUUUGGAAGACCUAUUUUAUUCUUUCACAAUAGGCUGACCACAUUUCUAUAGCCAAAAAAAAAUAGCUAAAUACCUCAAUCAGUCUCAGAAUGUCAUUUUGGUACUUUUGCUGGCCACACAAGCCAUUAUUCACUAGUAUGACUAGUUGUGUCCUGCAGUAUAUAUUUAACUUUCUUUAUGUCCGUGGAGUUUUUCCUUCAAAGUUUAAUAAAUUUAUUUUCUUGGAA